UCCGAUUUGCCAUCUCUACGCUUAAAAGUAUUGUAUUUUAUGGUUAGCAUAUUGUUUUGUUUACAUUUCUAAAAAUGGGUGGAAAAAGUUAUUAUUGCGACUACUGUUGUUGUUUUAUGAAAAACGAUUUAAAUGUGCGCAAAUUGCACAAUGGCGGCAUUUCUCACACAAUUGCCAAGACCAACUAUAUGAGACGUUAUGAGGAUCCCAAAAAGAUUUUGGACGAAGAACGCAAGAAAACUCCUUGCAAGCGUUACUUUGGAGGCUACUGCAAAUUUGAAAUGUAUUGUAAAUAUUGUCACUAUAGUGCAAAGGAUUUUCAGGAGCUGGAAAAACUAGUUCUUGCCAAGAAGAAGGCCAAAUCCGGAAAGAGAAAGAAAUCCACAAAAUGGCCCUGGAAAAUGCAUACGCAAAGGGGACUGCCUCUAUCGUUACAACCCAUUCAGUUGGCCAGGCUCAAGCAAACCAAUUUUGAACUUAGCUGGGGCUAAUAAACACAUAUAUAUUUACACCAGCACAUUUAA
Messenger RNA from Drosophila biarmipes, 524 nucleotides. Its product is annotated as zinc finger matrin-type protein 5. Gene Ontology annotation, cellular component: U12-type spliceosomal complex. The record is from RefSeq and is a predicted model, not a curated record. NCBI's taxonomy places the organism in Eukaryota, Metazoa, Arthropoda, Insecta, Diptera, Drosophilidae. Gene Ontology annotation, molecular function: zinc ion binding. The coding region runs from base 75 to 491 and encodes 138 amino acids. The transcript has 3 exons.